CGCGCUGGGAAAUAGAAGAUACUCUAACCUUCACAGAGAGAGAAAGUAGAGAGAGAGAGAGAGAGUGAGAGUGUGUGGGUCUAGGGACGGGGGGGUUUUUCUCUGUGAAGGAGGUUGGGAUUCUAGGGUUUCGUGACAAGAGGGAGAUGGGGGAGAGGCUCACCGGGAAAGUCAAGUGGUUCAGCGACCAGAAGGGGUUCGGCUUCAUCACCCCCGACGACGGCGGCGACGAUCUCUUCGUCCACCAGUCCUCCAUCCGCUCUGAGGGCUUCCGCAGCCUCGGCGACGGCGAGUCCGUCGAGUUCCAGAUCGAGUCCGACGGGGGCCGCACCAAGGCCGUCGACGUCACCGGGCCCGGUGGGGCUUCCGUCCAGGGCAGCACCCGCGGCGGCGGGGGCGGCGGCGGAGGAGGAAGGGGCAGUCGCGGAGGCGGCGGGUACGGCGGGGGCGGGGGCUACGGCGGUGGCGGCGGGGGCUACGGCGGUGGCAGCGGGGGCUAUGGCGGUGGAAGCAGGGGCGGACGAGGCGGCGGGGGAUACGGAGGGGGCGGUUACGGGGGCGGCGGAGGUGGAUACGGCGGCGGUAGCGGAGGAGGUGGUGGUUGCUACAACUGCGGGGAGACUGGGCACUUGGCGAGAGACUGCUACCAGGGCAGCGGAGGUGGAGGCGGCGGCGGACGGUACGGUGGUUCCUCCGGCGGCGGCGGCGGAGGAGGUGGGAACUGCUUCAAGUGUGGGGAGCCAGGGCAUUUCGCAAGGGAGUGUCCUCAGGUCGGUGAAUAGAGCUCCCGAACGGGGCUCAUCUUUUCACCCCGAGCCUAGACUCUCCUCUUGACAUCUUUAUCCGUUCGGUUGUGUGCGCGUGACUUUUGCUGCUAGGGUUCUUUUGUUAAUGCAAUGCGUUUCAUGUGACAACAUUGUUGUUGUGUUUAGGACUAUGUUUUUCUCUUGGCAAAUCGUCUUUUUAUUUUAAUCGUUUUUUUUUUUUACUUUGUUAAAUGCUGUUGGGUGUGGUGCAAUGAUGUUAAUCUGUGUAGGAUUAGGUCCUUUAAUGCACCAAUCUAAUUGACAGUUCGUCCCCUGUUU
Rhodamnia argentea is the source of this 1085-nucleotide messenger RNA. Its product is annotated as glycine-rich protein 2. The coding region runs from base 147 to 782 and encodes 211 amino acids. The record is from RefSeq and is a predicted model, not a curated record. Gene Ontology annotation, molecular function: zinc ion binding; nucleic acid binding. The transcript has a single exon. NCBI's taxonomy places the organism in Eukaryota, Viridiplantae, Streptophyta, Magnoliopsida, Myrtales, Myrtaceae.